Fukomys damarensis (Damara mole-rat) is the source of this 939-nucleotide messenger RNA. It is a transcript of the gene Tprg1, whose product is annotated as tumor protein p63 regulated 1. Bases 4 to 843 code for a protein of 279 amino acids. The transcript is spliced from 5 exons. NCBI's taxonomy places the organism in Eukaryota, Metazoa, Chordata, Mammalia, Rodentia, Bathyergidae. The record is from RefSeq and is a predicted model, not a curated record. Gene Ontology annotation, cellular component: cytoplasm.
GAAAUGUCAACUAUUGGGAGUUUUGAAGGUUUCCAGCCUGUGUCUCUGAAGCAAGAGGGAGAAGAUCAGCUGUCAGAGACGGAACACCUGUCCAUGGAGGAGGAGGACCCAGGCAAUGGCCAAGAGCCCAGGCAGAUUUCACGACAGUCAAGUGUGACUAAGUCAACACUUCACCCCAAUCCUUACCGCAAGCCUUAUACCGCAAGGACGUACUUCGUUACCCGGCCAGGGGCCAUUGAAACUGCCAUGGAAGACUUGAAAAGCCACAUAGCUGAGACUUCUGGAGAGACCAUUCAAGGAUUCUGGCUCUUGACAGAGAUAGACCACUGGAACAAUGAGAAGGAGAGAAUUGUGCUGGUCACAGACAAGACUCUGUUCAUCUGCAAAUAUGACUUCCUCAUGCUCAGCUGUGUACAGCUGCAGCACAUUCUCCUGAGCGCUGUCCAUCGUAUCUGCCUGGGCAAGUUUGUCUUCCCCAAGAUGUCGCUGGACAAGAGACCAGGAGAAGGCCUUAGGAUCUAUUGGGGGAGCUCAGAGGAGCAGUCCCUAUUGUCACGCUGGAACCCUUGGUCUACUGAAGUUCCCUAUGCCACCUUCACUGAGCAUCCCAUGACGUACACCAGUGAGCAGUUCCUCAGAAUUUGCAAGUUGUCUGGAUUCACCUCUAAGCUUGUUCCAGCUAUCCAGAAUGCCCACAAGAAUUCUGCUGGAUCUGGAAGGGAAAAGGGGUUGAUGGUGUUAACUCAACCCAUUUUGAUCGAGACCUACACGGGGCUGAUGUCGUUCAUUGGAAACCGCAACAAGCUUGGCUAUUCCCUCGCUCGCGGGAGUAUCGGUUUUUGAGACUUUUUAAAUUUUAGUACACACUUGGAUCAUGCAUAGAUAUCCCAUAAUCGAAGCGUUUGUUUCAGCUCACUACCUGUUUGCACUGAAACAGUC